Messenger RNA from Mycosarcoma maydis (corn smut), 1344 nucleotides. Its product is annotated as DNA-3-methyladenine glycosylase II. Gene Ontology annotation, biological process: base-excision repair, AP site formation; DNA alkylation repair; base-excision repair. Gene Ontology annotation, molecular function: DNA-3-methyladenine glycosylase activity; DNA-7-methylguanine glycosylase activity; alkylated DNA binding. The record is from RefSeq and is a predicted model, not a curated record. Gene Ontology annotation, cellular component: nucleus; protein-DNA complex. The coding region runs from base 1 to 1344 and encodes 447 amino acids. The transcript has a single exon. NCBI's taxonomy places the organism in Eukaryota, Fungi, Basidiomycota, Ustilaginomycetes, Ustilaginales.
AUGGUUCUUACGAGGUCGCGUUCGGCAACUCCAGCUAAGUCUAUUGCAGCUUCCUUUGGAGCCUCGAGCAAAGCCUCCAUCGCUAACAAGCCUGCACCAGCGAAACGGGGCCUUCAACGAUCAGCAACAGAAAGUCAGUAUAACACGUUCAAGGCUAGAGAGAGCCCGAGGAAGAGGCCACGAAUCGACGGAGAACCUCUUUCGAGCUCGCCGAAAGCUAGCACGAUCGCCCGGCCUCCAAGCGCGAGCAAGGCAAAGGCCAAGGCGCCCGAAGAGCCAUUCGUGAUCCCACACGAUGCAAGCGAAGAAGACUGCUUGACGCGUACAAAUGUACCGUUCCCAGACCUGCCAUUCGACCUCAACCGCGCUCAAGAGCACCUCUGUGCUGUAGAUCGCAGGUUUGAACGUCUAUUUCAAAAGGUGCCGGUGCGCUGUUAUGAAGAGGCCUUAGAUCCAUCCAACUCAGAGACCAAGAAUCUAAACCUCUUCAGAACGGUGACCACUUCUAUUCUCGGACAGCAGAUCUCGUGGCUGGCUGCGAGAUCUGUCCUCUACAAGUUCUGCCGACUAUUUUCCCCCGACUCAAUGCCAGAGAAGCCUGAUUUCGUUGGCUUCCCACGUGAGCAGUGGCCGUUCCCGACCCCUCUCAUGGUUUUGCGCACACCCGAUGCCGAACUUCGAGCUGCAGGCCUUUCGUUUGCAAAGAUCAAAUACGUCAAGGACUUAGCCGCCCGAUUUGUCGAUGGUCGUCUGGACAUCCGUCAGAUUCUCGAGCUUGACGAUGAAGAGGCAUGCGUCGCAGAAUUGAGCAAGGUCAAAGGGGUGGGUAGAUGGACGAGUGAGAUGAUUCUCAUGUUCGCGAUGCGCAAGCCUGAUAUUCUUCCUUGCGCAGAUCUCGGCGUGCAGAAGGGUAUGCUCAAUUUCUUUCUUAGUGGCGCCCAAGGCCCCAAGAUCAGCGUUAAGAAGCGCAAACCUGGCGAGGAGGAGGGGACAGAGAACAAUGCAGUUAUAAAGAGCCGGUCGAAUUCGAAACGCACGAACAACGAUGGAACCUCGAUGGUACCGACAGAAGAGAAGGGAGUACAUGUUCCUCUUCUUGCUCAGACUGAAGUCAUGCCCAAGAUGGAAUCUGGCUUCAAGCCGGAAAAUCACGAGGGAUCGUUGGAAUAUCUCAUCGUUCCUGAUCAUGGACUUUGCCGAGAAGUGCUGCAAUCUCGAGCUAAAGGCAAUAAGAUCAAAGGCGGUCAAUACCUCAGUCCAGACGAGAUGAAGGCUCUUGCGGCAAAAUGGUCGCCAUACCGCUCCGUUGCAUGCAUGUUCAUGUGGGCACUUGUUGACACCUGA